GUUUCAAUCAAUGGCUUUAAGGCUCUGGUGCAAUUUAUUGAGAGUCCACUGUUCCAGUCGAAGCAUCCUGGUAACCAUUACAUAAUUUCCAAGAGAAUUAGUCAGGAUGUGGUAGAAUCAUUUUUCUCUGUCCAACGUCAGUCUUGUGGGGGAACUAACAACAUGACAGCCUACACCUACGGAUAUAACAUUAGCAGCACCCUCAGAUCAUCGACAAAGCUUCUAUCCAAGAAGGAACCAAACGUGUACAACACUGAUGAUAUAGAGUUUGGUCACUCAGAACAAAAGGAUUCCGGUCUUGCUAAGAGAAAAAGUGUUCAAAACAUAAUAGAUCGAAAGCUGUGGCCCAUACAUCUUUAG
Paramuricea clavata is the source of this 360-nucleotide messenger RNA. NCBI's taxonomy places the organism in Eukaryota, Metazoa, Cnidaria, Anthozoa, Malacalcyonacea, Plexauridae. The record is from the annotation of a GenBank genome assembly.